Molecule: messenger RNA, 1468 nt
Organism: Cyclopterus lumpus (lumpfish)
Lineage: Eukaryota; Metazoa; Chordata; Actinopteri; Perciformes; Cyclopteridae
Gene: gpr45
Product: G protein-coupled receptor 45
Exons: 1
Coding region: 1-1164 (387 amino acids)
Biological process (GO): G protein-coupled receptor signaling pathway
Cellular component (GO): membrane
Molecular function (GO): G protein-coupled receptor activity
Source: RefSeq, a predicted model, not a curated record
AUGGCUUUGUAUAAUGAAAGCCUGCUGGAGGAGGAGUGCGGCUUCAUGGGGCCGGACGCGGCAGAAGAGGCAGCGGAAAGUCUCCCGUUGGAUGCUGCGACUCCCCUCAUAUCAGUCACUCUGCGUGUGACCCUGGCAGCCAUAAUGAUCUUCAUGAUCACCAUCGGUUUCCUCGGCAACGCCAUCGUGUGUCUGAUCGUUUACCAGAAACCCGCCAUGCGUUCCGCCAUCAAUCUCCUCCUCGCCACGUUGGCCUUUUCGGACAUCAUGCUCUCCCUGCUCUGCAUGCCCUUCACCGCAGUCACCGUGGCCACGGCCGACUGGAGCUUCGGAAGCGGGUUCUGCCGAGCGUCCAUCAUGCUCUACUGGCUGUUCGUCCUGGAGGGUGUGUCCAUCCUCCUCAUAAUCAGCGUGGACCGCUUCCUCAUCAUCGUGCAGCGGCAGGACCAGUUGACCCCGCACAGAGCGAAACUGUUGAUCGCAGGUUCGUGGGUGCUGAGCCUGUGCGUGUCUCUGCCGUCCGUCGUCGGCUGGAGGACGGGCGCGGCGAGCAUCGGGGGCGCCUGGGCGCCGCAGUGCGUGCUGGGUUACAGCGAUUCUCUGGCAGACCGCGGGUACACGGUGCUGUUGGCGGUCGCGGUGUUCUUUGUGCCGUUUGCCGUCAUGCUGUACUCUUACAUGUGCAUCCUCAACACUGUGCGCCGCAACACCCUGCGCAUCCACAACCACACCAGUGAGCAUUCCUGCCUGCCGGCCCUCAACCAAGUCAGCAAAAUGACACUCACGGGCCUGCAGCGGCCUCCUCAGAUCAAGGUGGACAUGAGCUUCAAGACCCGGGCCUUCACGACCAUCCUCAUCCUCUUUGUGGGUUUCUCCGUGUGCUGGCUGCCGCACACGGUGGUCAGCUUGCUGGCCGUGUUCAGCCGGCGGUUCUACUACAGCUCCGUCUUCUACCCGGUCAGCAUCGGAGCCCUGUGGCUCAGCUACCUGAAGACGGUCUUCAACCCCGUCAUCUACUGCUGGAGGAUCAGGAAAUUCCGGGAGGCCUGUCAGGAGUUCAUUCCCAAGAGCUGCAGACUGUGUCCCAGAGUGCCGGGCAGGAGCCGCAGGAGAGUGAGACCCAGCAACAUCUACGUGUGCAGCGAGAUUCAGUCGGCGGUGUGAAGCGAAGGGAGGGCCGGUUCAUCCACGCCCAGCAGGUGUCGACAUCAACCGGUUAUAACUCGUACCGUUCCUCCUAAUAAGCAAUCAGAACUCACUUUACACACGUAUACCGGUGUUUGAGAAAAUAAUCUCACCACAAGAAUGAACUUUCAUUCUCACUUUUGAAUAGAAGAUGAUUAUUCUACGACAACUGGACAACUCCAUCCAUUGAAGAAGGUCACGGGAUAUAAUCGGAAGCUCCGUAACAGCUACUGAAUAGAACUUGUGAUGAUUUUGUGUCUCAUUAUAAAGCAAUUCUUUUUAA